Anisakis simplex (herring worm) is the source of this 1458-nucleotide messenger RNA. NCBI's taxonomy places the organism in Eukaryota, Metazoa, Nematoda, Chromadorea, Rhabditida, Anisakidae. The record is from the annotation of a GenBank genome assembly.
GUUGGUGUGAAGAGUGAGGAGACAUCGAGCUCGAUGGAGGAGGGUAUUUUCGUGGCGAAGACGAUUGAUUACAGACCGAAAGGUCAAAUAACCCAUCUGAAGGCAUCCAAUUCCGAAAUGUUGUUGGUAAUCGGCGGCAGGCACUUAAUUCAUAUACCCUUACAUAAUAUUGGCACCCAAAUUGGUUUGAGAGCUGCGUUGGUGGCAGUCAUUGUUGCGUUGUGUUGUGGUGGUGAGUGGUCGGGUGCGUGGGUGGGUGUGUUGGCGUGUUUAGGGUAUUGGGUAGUUGUGUUUAUUUUAGGUACCCUACUAGAGACCCAAAUUCAAUCGGACGGUACCAUAGUGUAUUCAAAGGAAUUAAUUCGGAAUUUAACUGGUACCCUACUAGAGACCCAAAUUCAAUCGGACGGUACCAUAGUGUAUUCAAAGGAAUUAAUUCGGAAUUUAACUGGUGAAAAGGAUAUGCCGAUCACGGAUAUUGAGCUGAUGCAGUGCUAUGAGGAAGGCGAUAAGCAGAGAUGGGCAGUUUUCGUGUGUACACCGGGGCGUUUAUACCCUCUAACGGGGACGUUACCGCAAAAAACAGACCGUUCCGUAGUGCAGCCAGUGGUGGGUGCCAUCUGGAAUUCGUCGCUGAUCGAGGAGUCGUCUGCGGUGUUGCAGCCGUUAUUCAGUUUUAAAGAAAUGCCACGGUAUCACUGUUGUGACCCAUCGCAACGUAAUUUGCCGAGUUCAUUCGUAAUCCAUCCAAAGAAUCAGUCAUCUGCGGGGGAAUUCAAAUUCUGCUGGAUAUCUUCGCAAGGUUAUACGCUUGGUGCUAUCAAUUUACAUACAGAUGACGCGUUUAAUAUGAUUACCGAGGAGGCUCCCAUACCACAUCGUCUAGUGAAUGGUCGGUACGAUUAUCCGUUGGAUAUUGCGUUGACGGAUUAUCAUUUGGUGAUUAUUUUUGGGGAUCGAUUCGAGGCGAUAUCGAUUUUGAAUCAAAAGUGUACAUUUAACGAUGUGAUUGCGAUCGUUGAUACUGAAGAUAGUAUGUGGGAGUUAGGUGUGGUAGAUGUUUGGGUGGCGCAGUCCGAGUCAUGUCAGCUGCGUGGAAUGUGUCGUGAUAAUGUGACCGAAUUGAUCUGGGUUUAUACCGACUCGAAUAUCAUUCGAUAUCGACCGAAUGAGGAGGGAAAGAGUGUGUGGCGUAUCCACCUGGAACGCGGUGAAUACGAUAAAGCGUUAUCGAUAACGGAUCACCUCAAGGAUCGAGAACCCUAUCAAUUGGUCAUUAAGAAGCAAGCCGAGAAAUUUAUUGCCGAGAAAAAAUUCAUCGCAGCUGCCGAACUGCUGGCGCAAUCAACGGAUCCGUUCGAAAUUUCGGUUUUGAAUUUUCUGUCGACCCAAGAGAAUCGACGUGACGGAUUGAAGCGAUUUUUGGAGUUACAGCUGAGUAAAAUGACGUCAUCGGAG